AUGUGUGCAGUGGGGGCUGAAGUCAAUGUUUACCUCCUAGAACCGUGUCCUCCAAGACCAUCCACUUUGAAGACAAAGAAGAAACUUCUUCCUUACCUUGAAGCAGCCGACCUGGAGACGUCUAGCCAAGCCGCAUCACACCAAGAAGAGUACCUUCUAGCCACACCAGAAGAGGAGAUUAACCCUGAGCUGAUCGAGUUCGUGAAGAGAGAUCAAUUCCAUGAUCUGUUUUCAGAGUAUGCGCUGGAGCACAUAGAUCACUUUGACAACCUUUGUGAUUCCUAUGGAGUUUUUGACUUUGAGAAGAAGAUGAUGCUAUUCAGCACAUCACUAGCUGGACCAGCACUAGAUUGGGCGCAGCAUGAACCACCUCUACAAUCGAGUCAUGGAUCGAUUUUAGAGAAGCUUUCUUGA
Messenger RNA from Microthlaspi erraticum, 414 nucleotides. Lineage: Eukaryota; Viridiplantae; Streptophyta; Magnoliopsida; Brassicales; Brassicaceae. The record is from the annotation of a GenBank genome assembly.